CUGAAAGUUACAAGGUUGAAAAACAGUAUGUUUUGCUUACUGUUGCAAUUCUUCUCUCUUGCAGGGCACCAGAAGCGUCCGCAACACGCAGGAGCCGAGCAUGGCCAUGGCUGAGGAGGUGAUUGAGAUGCUAGCCCUGGGACGCCCCUUCCAGCUGAGCAUGCUGUACGACUGUCGCAAGGAUGUGGUCAUCCCAGGAGUCACCCUUUGGGACUACAGCUCUCUUCAGAAGGACCUGACCAUCAAGCCUCAGCCCAAAACCGAAUCUGAACUCCUUGCAUCCGACACCAUCGAUGACAAGCUCAAUGCCCUGGACAUCUCAGGAUCCCUCAAGGCCAGUUUCCAUGGAGGGAUGAUUGAAGUGGGAGGGUCAGCCAAGUAUCUUCAGGACACCAAGAAGUCCAAGCAACAGGCCAGAGUCAGCGUUAAGUACAAAACACCACCAAGUACGAACAGCUGACCUUGAGGCACCUCGGAAUCCAAAAUAUUUCUUACCUAGGGAUAUUUGAGCAGGGCAUGACCACCCAUGUAGUCACUGCCAUCCUCUACGGAGCCCAGGCUUUCAUGUCUUUGACCGAGAAAUUUCUUCAAAAGAGACAGUGAAAACUAUCAAAGCCUUACAUGGAAAACUCCAGGCUACAAUCAAGAAGAUCCUAUCACUUGCAGGACAAGCACAGGUCAAGAUAAAUGAGGAGGAGAAAGAGAAAUUCAGUUGCAAGUUCCAUGGAGACUUUUCUCUGGACAGAAAUCCGGUCACCGUCAAAGACGCGAUUCAAGUUUACGCCACUUUACCAAAAAUGUUAGGAGAAGGCUGUGCCUGUGUGGGUCUGGGUCCACCCGCUGACCAAACUGGACACCAGAGCAACUAAAAUGGUCCCUGAGAUUAGCCUAGUGUUGAUCUUUGAUGUUAAAAAGAUCUUGGAGGAACUCAACAAAAUCCAGAUGCAAAGCAAUGAUCUGGCCAAUAGUCCCAUUGCUGAGACCUUCCCUGAGAUCAAGAACAAGAUCCAGAACUUCAAGGAUCUGUGCAGGCAACACAAGGAGACUUUCCAGAAACAGCUGGCCAGAGUGUUGCCUUCCUUCCAGGGAGGAGGGCAGGAGGAAGGAACCCUGGUGGACCUCUUAAUGUCCCUCAACCAGUCACCCUUCAACAGGCAAAGAUUCCAUGAAUUUCUGGACAGCAAAAAAAAGAGAAAUGAACUUUGUCAAAUCUUAUCUGUCUAUUCUAGAUGAUAUGGAAGUGAUCUCAUCUCAGAACAUGCUGGAAAAAAUCAUUCUUGACCCACCAAAUGGAUACGUAGUCUCCUUUAUAUUCACUUCUUUGCAUGAAGAGGAGCCAUUUCUGUUGACCUUAAGAGACUGGCUUCAGGGGCAAUUCUUGCCAGGGUCAACUAAGUCCAUCAGACCCACUACUCAGAUGAAGAAAGGCAAGGCCUGGUUUGAAGACCAGGAGAGAACCCACAAAGCUCGCCAAGCUGCCAAAUCCAUCAAAGACUUUCUCAGCGUCAAUCAAUCCAAUGAGAAGGUCCACUUUGCCGUAGUCUCACUUCCAGAUGUGGACAACCCAGGAGCCUCAAUAUACCUCUAUGAAGAUGAAGAGCUGGUCAGCAAGAACUCUGAGUUGCCCUCAAAACCUCUCCCUCUCCUGAUCAGUGAACUGAGUAUUCAGCUGAAGUUUCAGCCAGCUGAACAUGGAAGGGCUACAAUCUCCAGCUAUCUGUUAGAGUACAAGGUUGCAGGGGAAGAAAACUGGAAGACUGUGAGGACAGAGGACUCUGGGGAGAUGUUCCUGCUGAAAGAUCUGCCUCCAAACACAGAGUACCAGUUCCAGUAUGCUGCUUGUUGCAAGCCAGGCCUUAGUAACGUAAUUACAAAAGGUCAC
This is a messenger RNA of Ahaetulla prasina, 1882 nucleotides long. Its product is annotated as cytolytic toxin-beta-like. The record is from RefSeq and is a predicted model, not a curated record. Lineage: Eukaryota; Metazoa; Chordata; Lepidosauria; Squamata; Colubridae. The coding region runs from base 101 to 460 and encodes 119 amino acids. The transcript has 3 exons.